This is a messenger RNA of Camelina sativa (false flax), 1173 nucleotides long. The record is from RefSeq and is a predicted model, not a curated record. Lineage: Eukaryota; Viridiplantae; Streptophyta; Magnoliopsida; Brassicales; Brassicaceae.
AUGACUAGUGACCUGUCCGACGAUUUGCUUUUGAAGAUUUUGUCAUCACUUCCUGCCAAAGAUAUGGUCGGAACAAUGCUUUUGUCGAAGCGAUGGAAGUUUCUGUGGACUAUGGUUACAAAACUUCAUUUUGAUGAUAGUUUUAAGGAUUAUUACUGUGAUGAUGAGGACGAAGAUUAUGUUACCGAUGGUGAGAACAUUUUUCCUUACAGGAGAUUUCGGCAAUAUGUUGACAAGUUUAUGAUAUUGCAUAAGUCUCAUGUUCUUGAAACUUUAACGUUCGAAAUCGGUCUCGUAUCCAGAGCUGAUGAUUUGGCAACAUGGAUAAGGAUUGCAAUUGCUCGCCAAGUGCGUGAACUUGAAAUUCACCGUUCUAUUGCGGAUAAUAUUGAUUACACAUUUACAUUGCCAUUGGAUCUGUAUACGUAUGAUAAGCUUGUGGUUUUGAAACUUUGUGGAUCAAUUGUUCUGGAUGUCCCUUUGAUGGUUUCGCUUUCGUCUCUAAAAUCGUUACACCUCUUGAGCGUACUACUGUACCAUGACGAAGAAUCGCAUUGCCGUCUUUUAAAGGGUUGUCCUGUUCUCGAGGAGUUGGUCGUGGACAAAUAUAUCUAUGAUUUUGGUCAUUCGUGUUUGUGUGAGAAUAUGCCCGAGGUGGUGGAGGCAAAUGUUAAACUUGUCUGCAAAUUCCCUGAGAAGCUCAUGAGAUCUCUUAACUCAGUUAAGCAUCUCUCUCUAUGUCUACAGGGUUCAAUGCUUAAGCCUCGUAGUAGAUACAACCAGCUAGUUCACCUGGAGCUAUGUCGAUGCAGCAUAAUGUGGUGGGAUCUGCUAACUAGGAUGCUAAAAAUUUCUCCUAAACUACAGGUUCUCAAGCUCAACAAGUGUCAGGAACCCUUCUAUGAUUCUCCAAUAGUGCCCAUUAAAGGCAGUUGGGAACCAAGUUCUGUUCCUGAAUGUUUGGUGAGCCAUCUCAAAACUUUUGAGUGGAAGUAUUACAAUGGAAGUCAUGAAGAGAAGAAAGUAGUAGCAUACAUCCUGAAGCACGCAAGACACUUAAAGACUGCGACCGUAUCUGCUGAGGAAUUGUCGACGAAAAUUCCAACUCGGCAACGCAAGGAGUUGGUUUCUCUGCCUAGGGCUUCAGCUUCAUGUAAACUUGUUCUUGAUUGA